AUGAUCACGUCAUUGCUCCAUGAUGAAUCGAAGAAUACCGACGAGUCAAGUACUGAAACGUCGUCAGGAGAGAUUGUCAAGCCCAAGCAUUCGGAGCUGGUUUCUCAAAUAAUUUCAGAUGAUAUUUUGAAAGUAUUUUUCUCUGACUCCUGUAACAACAACAUCCAACAAGUCUUUUUUUCGUCUGCAAUCAAAAAGAUUAUUCUCACAGAAGGAGAAGGCGAUGUUCUUGCCAAUGAGCGAUCCAAAGUGAGAUAUCGUCACUGUUCUAAACUAUUUUACAAAACUUCUUCAACUCAGAGUGAAUGGAACACACACAUCUUUCUUGACAAUGGCUUAAAACAAGAGCGAGUCCUCCACAACAAGAAGUUGUAUCCUAUUCUUCUGAAAUGUCUCUACACAAUGAAAAUGAAUGAAAAAGCCAUCUUUAUGAUCCCACAAAAAGUUUGUGCAGAAAUUGACAACACCAUCUUUAUUUUUUCUGAAAAGUUGUUGGAAAUUUCACAGAAUCGACAAGCUGCCAAUGACAUGUAUAGACAAGCCAUUCAAAUGAAGAUUCAAAAAGAUGAAAGAUUCAAAACUCAAAUCAAGAAGGCUUUAUACAAGUAUAAGGAUACACUUUUUGCAAUGGAAGAAAUUCGAUUCGAAGGGCCAGACGAAAAGAAGUCCUAUUUCGAAGAAAAACACAAAAUUCAACUCAAUUGGCAAAAGUCAACCUGGAAUUACAGGAAUUUCAAAAAUGCAUGCAAAUAUGUGAACGGAUCAUGUUUAGAAAUGAAAGACACUGAGAAGGGAUUAAUAUAUAUAGAGAAGGCACUUUUCAAUAUCCAGCAACACAAAAUCCAGUCAAAAGGCCAAUCUUCAAAAGAAGAAGAUCUUGAAAAGAAUAUGAAAAUAGUACAGCAACGUUUAGAGCGAUUGAAAAAAGAUCAAUAUCAACAAGAAAUGAAAAAGCAAUCCAAGACGAAAAUGUUUGGAGAUUUAUAUCGAGAUACCAUGGAGGACAAUUUCGAAGAGUAUCACAGUUUUGAUGAAGAGGAAAUAUUGUUUGACAAGGAUUUGCAGAUGGAAAGAACACCCUUAAUCUUCUUCAAUGAUGGUCAAAUUGUUUACACACAAAAAUAG
Naegleria lovaniensis is the source of this 1125-nucleotide messenger RNA. RefSeq lists its product as uncharacterized. The coding region runs from base 1 to 1125 and encodes 374 amino acids. Gene Ontology annotation, molecular function: peptidyl-prolyl cis-trans isomerase activity. Lineage: Eukaryota; Heterolobosea; Eutetramitea; Acrasida; Naegleriidae. The transcript has 4 exons. The record is from RefSeq and is a predicted model, not a curated record.